CGCUGAGAUAAAAGUCAAAGUUAACUGUGAAUAUAUUGUGUAACUGCUUGAAUAACAAGAUGAAAUUCAAUUGAAAUGAGACAGCAAAGGCAACUACAACAACAAAAUACAAUAACAAUAUUAGCAUCAGCAGCCAGAAAGGCUUGUCAACAGUUGAAUUUAAAUAAAUACAUCAUUUGAUCAUAUGAUUUCGUAAGGAAUAUAUAUAUAAUAAAAGCAAACAAACCAAACAAAAAAAAACAAGUCAAAGGAAAUUUGCUGCUAGCAUCGAACAACAACAAUUUUAAUUAAUUUUGACAUGUACACAGUAAACAAGGGACCUAGCAAAAUUGUUGCUAAAACGCGCCGCGGUCUCGCACAAAACUUUGAAAAGUUUGAGAGCAUCAAGGAGAGCAGCAAGAAAAAUGGCAGCAAUAACAGCUUUGAUCUGAACAGUCCCGAGAAGAACAAGAACAUACCGCGUCCGGUGUUCCAGCAAAGCUUCGCUUCGAAGCGCAUUGCGCCGACAAAGCUCAUUGAGGACGAGGUGAUAACGCCGCAGCAUGAGGAAAUUAUACGCUACAUAAAUGACUCGUGGAACAUUUUGGUCGCACAAAAUCCGUAUGAUUCCAGCACAACAAAGAGCGAUGGCAAGGCUGAUGCCAAUAACAACAAUGCCAGCAGCUUGGCAACACCUAGUCCUGUGGAUAGCAUCAUAGCCAACACACCUGUGGCGGCAUCGGCAGCGCCGGCCGUUUGGGUGGAGCCACCAAGUCCAGCACUGAACGAUUUUAAGCCAUUCGAUUUGGAAUCUUGGUGGGGACGUCGCUUGUUCCAGAACAUUACCAAAAGCCUUUAGACUGAUUGGCCCCUCCAGCUGGUGGUGUUUAUUCUAGUAGUCGGUGCUUCCGUUAUUUUUUUUUAUAUUAUUUUUAUUACAUUUAAUUUCGACUGGGCAAAAAAUUCACAUUAGAUUUAAAAUGAUAUAUAGAUUUUUGCAAUUGUAGAGUAGCCAUUGGAAAUGGCCAUUCAAAAAGUCAUAUAUAGAAGAAGGUUAUACAUGUAUUUUUUUCAUUUUUUAGUGUGUAAAAGUAAUUUUAUAUAUAGUCACAGUUGGCCGUGUAAAUAAUUCGAUACAAGAAAAGCAUUGUAUGAUUCUGUCAUAUUAAGCUAUAAUAAUCUGAUUUGUUAAGUUUAUGUUAUACAUAUACAUGUGUGUAUAAGAUAUGUAUAAGAGAUGAUACUAAUGUUGUACUAUAGUCUUGUCUGGUCCCUUGCCAGCUUUUAAAUCUAAAGACUACAGCGACAAUGAACAAUUCUUAUAUAAUUAAAUUUUAUUGCGAAGUGCAAAGGUUAAAUUGUAACGGACGUUAUUCAAAAUUUUUAGUUUUUCUCAAUUUUAGUAGAACUUAAAAUGCACGCUAAGUUAAGGCUCACGAUUUGACAUACUUAAAUGGCAAAAAUAUUUGUUAAAUUUAUCUAACAUGCCAUGCAAUAAAUGUAAAA
Molecule: messenger RNA, 1485 nt
Organism: Drosophila innubila
Lineage: Eukaryota; Metazoa; Arthropoda; Insecta; Diptera; Drosophilidae
Exons: 4
Coding region: 299-838 (179 amino acids)
Source: RefSeq, a predicted model, not a curated record